AUGCAACACAUCGUUGGAGCAGGGUCAGGUCAUGGCAAACGACUUGAUAAAAUUUGGUUCUCAUCGGCUGGCAUCAUAGUUUGGAUACUUUCGCGGCCCAGCCAGUACCUAGUAUCCAGAGGCCUGUACCAGUGCGUUGCUCUCAUCUCAUCCUCCCCUCCCACCCCAGCGAAAACCCAAAUGCGGAGAGGAAACGACGCCGUCGCAAAGCCACAGGUGAAUAGCAUUCCAGCAGACUCCAAUCACCAUCCACUUGGAUCAAAUCUUCGCCACGCUCUGGCUCCAAGGGCCUCAGCCAUCGAUAGCUCACCAGCCAAGGCACCGCUACUUCCCGUCGGAAUCAUACUAGCCACCCCUGAAUCUGGCCCCCCGGUCUUUAUGAUUCGGUGCCACUUAACGGCCCUAAAGGAAAGGAUGAUGGACCAUGGCGCAUAUUGUAGCGCCGUGUAA
Messenger RNA from Plenodomus lingam JN3, 450 nucleotides. NCBI's taxonomy places the organism in Eukaryota, Fungi, Ascomycota, Dothideomycetes, Pleosporales, Leptosphaeriaceae. The record is from RefSeq and is a predicted model, not a curated record.